AUGAUUUCUGUCCCUAUAACGAUUGUCACUACCACUGUUGACGUGAUCUCCACUUCAACCACAGGCGUCUUCAUCACGGUUACCCCCACUGGUAUAACUUCGGCUAUUAAGUCCACUGUGCUCCUGACGGUCACACCAGAAGAUGUGACAAAGACUACAACCCUCAAGUCAACUAUCACUAGUACUGAUAUUUUGACUGAACCAAUGACCACUUCCACCAAAACCUCGAUCGUGACUGUAGAUAUCGGCAGCACCAUUACACCUGACAUAAAGACUGUCACCAAGACUAGCAAAGCUACGACCACCGAUACAGUGACCAUCACUGGCAAGGAUAUCACAAAGACCGUAAAGAGCACCCUCACCUCGACCUCAACCUCAACCAUCACUGCCGUUGCUUCACGGUCACCGACAAGGAGACAGUAA
Molecule: messenger RNA, 423 nt
Organism: Penicillium samsonianum
Lineage: Eukaryota; Fungi; Ascomycota; Eurotiomycetes; Eurotiales; Aspergillaceae
Exons: 1
Coding region: 1-423 (140 amino acids)
Source: RefSeq, a predicted model, not a curated record